Naegleria gruberi is the source of this 2003-nucleotide messenger RNA. RefSeq lists its product as uncharacterized. The transcript has 2 exons. The coding region runs from base 1 to 1980 and encodes 659 amino acids. Lineage: Eukaryota; Heterolobosea; Eutetramitea; Acrasida; Naegleriidae. The record is from RefSeq and is a predicted model, not a curated record.
AUGACAAAAAAGAAAAAGUCACAUAAUGCUGGUUAUCAAAGUGGGAAGAAGCAAAAACCCAAACAACAACAGCAACAACAUUCCUCCGAUGAAGAUGACUAUGAUCAUACUCAUCCUAUGAACGUGAUGGACAUGAUGAAUCAAUUCUACUCUAACAUCCCAGCCACCGUCUAUAGUAAUGGUCAAAAGAUUGAACAUGCCGAUAGUAGGAAUGCCUUUUCAUCGUUUAUGAGCAAUUUACCAUCGGAUAGUCAACAAUCAAUGAAGGAAUUAAUGGCUAGAAAUUUACAUUGUGAUGAGGAUCAAGUAGAGGAAAUUUAUGGUAACAAGAAGAAGAAUAAUAACAAUCAAAAGGCUUCAGCAUCAGAAAAAGCAAAAUCUAAUUCUACACCAACUAGUGUUGCUACUUCUUCUUCUGCUACUCAACAAUCAAAGAAGCCUCCUGUAAAUAUAUUCAAUAUGGAGCCUUUAGGAGAAACCCUGAAGGAGCUUAGGUUUGCCACGAGUGCUGAGUUUGAUGAGCAUUCGAGAAAGUUUGUGGAAUUUCAUUCCAAGUGUGCUAAGGCAUUAAAGGAGGAGUAUGGAAUGCACACUGAUCGUAUGGUUGGUAUUCCUAUUGCUACUUUUGAUUCGGAAUUAUUGGAAAUUGCUAUAGAACAAGCAGCUCUUACCAGAGAAACUCAAGCUAAUUCGAAUAAGAAGGAAGACAAGGAACAUGUUAUGCCGCUAGAGCCAUUCUUGGAUAAGACAUCAUUACCUGAUUGGCAUGUAUUCAAAAUUAAUGGAAAGGGAAGUGUUAUUGCAGGUCAAUUGGCAGCAACUCUUUGUAAAUUGUUCAGAUUACCACUUGGAUCUAUUAGAAUUAUUUAUACUAAAUAUUACAACUGGAAACGUGAAUAUAAGGAAGCAGGCGAAUUUGAACCAAGAGGAGAAUAUAUAAUUGCUGUCCUAUUCCAAUACAAAGAAAGGUCUGCUGAGGAUAUUAUUAAAUCCAAAUUAGAUUGGCGUGAAAAGAGUAAGAGAGUUUUCAAGCUCGAACUCGACACUUCCAAACCACUUACUGAGGAAGAAAACCUGAAUUGGCUUAAAUAUUUCCAUGACAGAAUGAUUACUCAAAAAUUGCACAAUGAUUGUUGUGAUGAUGAAGUAUUUGAUGGUAGUGUUGAAGUAAUAUGGAACUGCCUGCAGCACAUGAUGAGACAAUUGUAUGACCCUUCCAUAUCAAAAGAAUACUUACACAAUUUCGUUGCUCAAAAUGUAUUCCUUUCCAUUCGUCCAAACUAUAGAGAUCACAAAUUCUUGUGUGGAUUUAAAUCAUACACUAGAUUCUACUCUCUUCAUUCAUAUGGUUGUGUGGAUUUCAAGUAUGCAUUCUUCCAUACAACAAAAUACUAUUCCCACGUAUUUUACACAACUCUACUUUAUAGAAUUGUUGAUUUGGCAGAUAAGGAAAGCAGAGAGGAUCAAUCGUCUGGAUGGAAACCUGUAUGGGAUAACAAAUUAGCCAACGAUCCAAGAUUCCAAGAAGAAGAUUGGAUUACUAUUGAAAAGAGGCAAGUGAACAUUACUCUUCCAGAAAUUAAGGAAAUUAGAGAAACUUUAAUUGGAAAAGAAGGAAAAUUGAAUUGCAUUCCUAUUAGCAAAUUCCUGUACACUAUAUCGAACGGAACUGGUGCUGGUAGUGGUGAAACUACGCUUGUUGAUGAUGAUAAAUGGAUCGAAGUUAGACUAAGAAAGAUUUGUAAUGAACUAAAACCAGAAGAUGCCGAAUUCAAGGAACAUGAUUUCAAUAAGGAUAUUCAAAAACAAUUGGAAGAAAUGAAAAAGAAAAAACCAAGCAAGAAGAAUAGAAAUCCAAUGCAAAGCGACGCCAGCUAUCCCAACGAUGAAGAAUCUGGUAACAUGUAUAGAAUGUUAAAGAAUGGAAGAGGUGGUGGCGAUGGUGGAUUUGGAGGACCUCCAGGUUGUGGCCAAAUGUAAAUAAAUCUCUAAUUCUUGAUUGU